CUUGGCUAGACGCGGUAACCUUUCUUCCGGUGGACUGGAAAGCUCGGUUACGUUUCCCCAUUAUUCAUCUUCUUCCAUGCCAUAAACUCAAACAACAGUAGUCGCCCACAUUCCAAGCAAACAAAACAAUCAGGUCUUCUGUGCGUCGAGCAUCGAGCUACGUUGGAAAAGCGUACUGAGAACGAUGAACAGUGUCCGACCUAGAUAACAGCUAAACAACCUUUCCCCUACUCAAGAACAGGGCCAGUGAGUUCGUCUAAGGAAGAUAAAUUACACAUAGACCAAAGAAUCCAGCAACAAACACUUAAAUCAAUCCUGAAGGGAACAGGAAUUUCCGCCAUUUUGCCGUUGGAUUGAGAGGUUUUGGCCGUGAUUCAGGUUACAAAAUUCAAAUCCAGGCUUGGAAAUGAACUCAGGUGUGAAGAGCGACCAAGACAACCCAAGAAUCCGAGUUCAAUCCAUGAUUCCAAACCAAAUUUGCAGCGCCAUAGCCUGUACGGACGAAAAAGAGCUGGGUCGCAAGUGUAAACGGACGAAAAACUCUGUUAACACACGUCCAGCCACUUCCUCAUUUUUGGGCACAUUAGGAUAGUGCUUUACUGGGAAGUUGGGAAGUUGCAACCAUUUUUGUUGUUAUAAAUAUCAGAAAAUACCAAAAAGGCUCAAGUUGGUAGAGCCGCCCAAACAUACUGGGUUCUUGUGUCCUGUUUAGUUUCCUUUUGCUUAUUCCUUCAGAAUUUCAGUGAAUGCACACAAGCUGUUUGUGUAUUUGCUUAGCCAAAUUCCUGAGUGUUAUUUGAAAGUUUUUCUGUGGUGUAAUCUCAUUUCUUUUAAGCCAAAAAAUAGCGAGUCUUUGGCUCUAUUGCGAAUGAUGCAACUGUGUGCAUGAAAGUAAACUGUGGCUGGUUAGUAGUGCCAAUUGAUGCAGAACCCAUGUCGCUUGAUGAGAAGAUAGCCUCACCUCAUAGGAUCUCACAUGAAUCACCCGUGAGCUGUUCAACAAUACUACAGCGCCACCGGUUCCUCCUGAUCGCCAUGGGCUUGCUGACUUUCAUCUGCAUCGUGUAUCUCUACUUUGCUGUCACCUUAGGAUCUGAUGACUCCUGCUCUGGGCUGACUGCUACUGAAAAGGCAGCUUCUCUUUUUGAGCGCAGCGGAGCUUCUCUGGCGGCAAAAGAAAAAUUGUAGCUUUAGCAUUACUACUAGUAUUCUACCCGUGCGAUGCACGGGAAAUAAUCAUAUGGAACAAUAUAUGGCACAACAUAAAAAUUAAAUAUUUAAAACACUAAAUUAAUAUAUAAAUUAACUUUAGAUGUAUAUAGUAUAGCGACCUCCUGUAAUAUUACCAAUAUAAAUAUAUAAAUGAAAACAACAUUUCUU
Messenger RNA from Cuscuta epithymum, 1380 nucleotides. Lineage: Eukaryota; Viridiplantae; Streptophyta; Magnoliopsida; Solanales; Convolvulaceae. The record is from the annotation of a GenBank genome assembly.